This is a messenger RNA of Planococcus citri (citrus mealybug), 935 nucleotides long. RefSeq lists its product as uncharacterized. Lineage: Eukaryota; Metazoa; Arthropoda; Insecta; Hemiptera; Pseudococcidae. Gene Ontology annotation, cellular component: plasma membrane. The transcript is spliced from 8 exons. The record is from RefSeq and is a predicted model, not a curated record. Gene Ontology annotation, molecular function: ABC-type transporter activity; ATP binding. The coding region runs from base 364 to 831 and encodes 155 amino acids. Gene Ontology annotation, biological process: transmembrane transport.
UAGUUUCUGAAAAUAUAUUAGUUUUUUACUUUAUCUGAUUUCUUCAUUGAGAAAAAAAAUAGGGAUCUUUACUUUUCUACCGACCCUCGUAUUAGAAAAAGAGCAAAGUACAGAUUAUGGAUCUGGUUACCGAGAAAACAACGAAGAAAGCACAAAAAGAAAAAACCUCCAGUUUAUUCUAUUUGUUCAAAUAUACAACGAAAUUAGACAGAACAUUAUUGAUACUCGGCGCAUUAUUCAGUUUAAUUUCUGGAUGAUGUUUACCCAUUCUUGGAUUAUUCUUUGGAGGCAUGACCAAUAUUUUCCUUAAUCAAGCGACUCAAGGUUUAGUAUCGGAUGAAAUUAUAAAUGCAACGUUAAGAAAUGCAACAUCGCACGCUAAUCCGGUGGCAAUUAAUUUCGAUCAACAUCUCGUGCCUAUAUCAGCGGAAAAUAGCACGAUCGUAUAUCAAGUGGUAUACGUGCUUCAUGAAGUUUUCAAAGCAGAAUUACCUCAAAAAGAUUUGUGGGAAAACAGCGGUUACGGGAAUUAUACCUAGUAUGCCAAUGACUGAACGAGAAUUCGACAAUAAUUUGAACAAAUACCUAAUCAUUUAUUUGAUAAUCGGCACCAUCAUGAUGAUCUGUUCGUUUAUACAGACGAUGUGUUGGGAAUAUGUUAGUGAACAUCAAGUUCACAGUAUGCGCAAACUUUACUUUUCAGAAAUUACGCGGCAGGAUAUUUCUUGGUAUGAUACCAACGAUAACGGGAAUUUACCGAAUAAACUAUCCGAGUGGAUGAUUUGGCGACAUUGGAGUAUCGGAAUCAUUCGAAGGCAUAACAUCCUCUAAAUGCGCAAUGUCGUUCUCAUUUUCAAAUACUGCGAAGAUAAAUUACAUUGAGCGAUGUUCGUAAAUACAUAUACUUAUAAAUAAAAUUUGGAAAUAUAAUCGUA